Molecule: messenger RNA, 940 nt
Organism: Aspergillus novofumigatus IBT 16806
Lineage: Eukaryota; Fungi; Ascomycota; Eurotiomycetes; Eurotiales; Aspergillaceae
Product: RNA methyltransferase
Exons: 4
Coding region: 60-776 (238 amino acids)
Biological process (GO): 7-methylguanosine cap hypermethylation; 7-methylguanosine RNA capping
Cellular component (GO): nucleus
Molecular function (GO): RNA cap trimethylguanosine synthase activity
Source: RefSeq, a predicted model, not a curated record
GAUGGAUGAGAAUCUGAACAUGGGAGUACACGCACUGUCGCUCAUUUGUUCUACCUAAAAUGGCGAGCAAUUCUACGGAUGAAGCUCCGCCCGAGGUUCAUCACUACAAUUACAUUGGUGAAGUGCCGUGGGAUAUUCAGAAUUACUGGGCGCAACGAUACAAGAUAUUCUCGAGAUACGAUGAAGGCGUCUGGCUGACCGACGAUGCCUGGUUUGGAGUGACACCAGAACCCGUCGCCAACAAGAUAGCAGAAGAUAUCGCCCGAGCAGCACCCGCAGGAUGCAGUAUCCUAGUAGACGCUUUUGCCGGCGCAGGUGGGAAUACGAUCGCGUUCGCCCGAACAGGCAAAUGGAAACGAGUCUAUGCUAUCGAGAAGAACCCCACCGUCUUGCAGUGUGCCAAACACAAUGCCCAGGUCUACGGCGUGGCGGACAAGAUCACAUGGUUUGAGGGUGAUUGUUUCUCUAUUCUCAAGAAUCAACUCAAGGAACUCGCGCCUUAUAGCGUGAUCUUUGCGAGUCCCCCAUGGGGUGGCCCUGGGUAUCGUUCGGAUGAAGUGUUCGAUCUACGGACCAUGGAACCGUACUCCCUCAAGACGCUCUACACCGAGUACUCCCUAUUCACAAAACACAUCGUUCUCUAUCUCCCUCGAACGUCGGACGUGAGGCAGCUGGCGAAACUAGUCAAAGACGGCGAAAAAGCUCCCGUGGUACAUUACUGCAUGGAAGGAGCCAGUAAAGCAUUGUGUAUAUACUAUGGUGGCUUUGAUCUUUGACGUUCUCCCACUUGUUCUCGGGACCUGUACCUUUAUCUGAAUGCUCAUCCUGCCGAACUAUGCGGUGGAUGGAAAACUGAACUCAACCCACAAUGCUGUCGUCGCUGUGACUGCUGUACACAAUAGCAAACCACUAAUUGAUUCUGAAGUCAAAUAUAAACCAC